AUGUACAGCACGUCUAUUAAGAAAUUUGAGAGACUGCCACCGUCUACAGUAGCAACAAAGAAGUGCCCGAAUUCUGCGAAUGUGUAUCUACAGGCGCUUUCUCAGUUUUACAGCAAGAUUGCAAAGAACACUUCUUAUCUAUGCCUGAAGAAGAUAUCUAAGCGACUGAUGAUGUCGAAAAGUGACAGGCAACCGGUGAAAAUAUCGAAGAUCAUGAGUGAGCUCGAAGGAAAACAGGAUAAAGUAGCAGUGAUAGUUGCAAAGGUACUUGAUGAUGACAAGGUAAUGAUAUUGCCAGCGAUGAAGAUUGUUGCGUUGCAAUGGUCCAAGGAAGUGAAGGAAAAGAUUGAGAAGUAUGGAGGAAGCAUACAUACACUUGAUGAGUUAUUUAAGGUGUGUUCAGACAUGGAUGAUGUGUGUUUGGUGUCAACAAACAAGUUUUCGAGAAAGUCGGCGAAGUUCUGGGGGCCUGCACCUGGAGAGCGUGGAUCGAAGACAUAUCCACGAGGCAAUCUCAGGUGUCACAAUCGUGAAAAGCGUAUCAUGAUGAAGGGAAGGAAGCCUAAGAAUCAGAAAGUCGGCCAAAGCGAAUAA
Molecule: messenger RNA, 594 nt
Organism: Ordospora pajunii
Lineage: Eukaryota; Fungi; Microsporidia; Ordosporidae
Product: ribosomal protein L18
Exons: 1
Coding region: 1-594 (197 amino acids)
Biological process (GO): translation
Cellular component (GO): cytosolic large ribosomal subunit; ribosome
Molecular function (GO): RNA binding; structural constituent of ribosome
Source: RefSeq, a predicted model, not a curated record